GCAGCUUAUCGUUGAAAUAGGUAUAUGCAUUGUCAUGAUCCCGACGAGCAAACCCCGGAACUCUUCUCAGUGCCUAGAGUAGGCAUUAACAAAGUAUGCAGUUGGAUUAAGUGCAGAUUGCAUAUUGAUUGAAAGGCAAAAGCAAUCAUUAAGUACUCAUCCCAUGGACACAUUCUGUUCCUUCAUCGGGCCCGUACUCUCUCAAAUAAGUGCCUACAUAAUACGCACUGCCCACAUGUAGGUAUAUACGUAACGUACUGCGAGGUAGUUCUUGCCAGCAUACCGAUUGUGCUACGCUUCGCCGAGGAGGAAAUGCCAACCUAGUAUCGAGACUAUUAACAUUGAUACGGAAAGAUACUCGUGUAGCGCGAGCUUCAAUGCUAUUCUGACGCAUUGCCGUAAAUUGCCUUUUUUUCUUUUCUCGAAAAUAAUGAAACAAAAGGCGGCGUAUUCGGUAUUCUCAUAUCGACCAUUAGAUAUCUUUUCUUACUCGAAAACGCGAGUCCUUAGCUCCCAAGCUCAUAGUUGCCAAUGGUCAUUAUUCACUUACAUCUUCUUCGGCUCGGUCCUAGUAGUCUCUAGACAAUGGAGGAGCUGGAGGAGCUACACGGCGACUACAAACAUAAUCCAUGCCGGGACGUAGGCGUUCCCGCAACCUUGAAGCAUGUUCAUCUUUUAACUGCCGUAGGCCAAUCCAGUAUGCUUGACUUUGGUUGCCGCCGAUGCUUAUAUUUCCAUUGCUAAACAAAGGGGAACUGCUAGUGCCGCGUGAGUAUAAUCGACAGAUGCUUAUCUUCGAUUUCCCCAACACCUCGAAUGCUGCUAUCCGGAAUGCUGUCGCUGCGAUACGUCGUGGGCUCGAAGUUGUUUUCAAGCCCUGGCCCUUCAUGCGGGGAAGGCUGGGGCCCUUGUUCCAUCCUCACAAAGCCGGCCUGGUUCAAGUGCGAUAUUGUGACCUAGAUGACCUCUCGGAAGUUCUAUCCGAUGUGUUCAGGUGGAAGGUUUAUGAAGACGGCCCUGGCUUCAACUACAAAGAGCUCAGGGAAAGCGGCAUGCCUGUGUCUCAUUGGAAGAUGGAAGACUUUUGCAUGGCGCCAGCGCAAAUUACUCUGAAUGAAUGGCCACCAGUAUGCACUGUACAGGCGACCUUUCUCAGGAGCGGUGGCUUGGUCCUUUGCUGGGCCUUCCAGCAAUGCGUUAUAGAUAACCGAUCCAUCAGUCGAUUCUUCCAACGAUUCGCAAUAGGCAUCCGUAAUGAGUUCAGCGUACUCAGACUUCCUGAAUAUCAAGUUCCCAGCAUCUCCCAAUACAUCAAAACUACUGUUGUCGAGGGCUUUGAAGCAUUUCCAGAAUGGCACAUCAUUGGCGACAAGGUCCAGGAUAUUAUUCAAUAUCCAAAGAAUCCUAGAACUUGCAUUUUUGCAAUGAAGGACGAAACUGCCCAACUAUUGAAAAACGCCGUACUGAAGUAUCUUCAAGAUCCAACCGCCUUUCAGCAUACUAAAGGUAUACAAGAAUGUGCCGUGGCGCUGCUCUGGGCUGAAAUUACUCGAACACGAUACGUCAACUUGAAAAUAUCGAACUUGGAAUCAAGACUCUUCUCUCCAGUAGAUGCUCGCGAGAAGCUGUCACCGUCACUACACAAAUCGUACUUUGGCAACAUGUCAUUUACUGCAGUUGCUACAAGGACAGCCAGCCAGCUCAUUAGCCUCAGGUGCCAUUCAGGGCAUUUGACGGAAGACCGCUCGGCAUUCAUAGCUCAGGUGGCGACCGCCGCCGUGGCCUAUUUCCAGAGUAUUAAAAGCCUGAAUAAUGAUGAGAUUCGGCGCCGUUUGACGUUACUACAUCAACUAAGGAGGCCCAUUGACGCCCACGAGACCUUCCACGAGGCAGCUCGAUCCUGCAUGACCGGUAUUAGAUUGUUGUAUUCACACGACAUUGAAGCGUUUCCUGAUUUCGGCAUCCCUGGCGCAGGGAGGUGUGGUAUUGACAAAGCACCGAGAUGUAUACGCAAGCCGUGGUUGUAUGAUGUUAACACGAUAUGCCUCAUGCCUAAACAGUGGUUACCAGGACUUGGUUUUUGUUAGGAAUUCACGAUCUGUUUAGAGGAUUGGGAGAUGGAGAUUUUGCGGAGAAGACUCGAGUCAGGACCAUGGGGUUUUAAAGUCGUAGACGAUUCACGUGUCUCUUCAGCCUCAUAAGGGUUUCGCCUGUUGUAUUACGCCCAGACAAGGAAAGAGCCUUUCUGGGGAAUAGGGGUAAACUGGCGUGUAAACUGGCGUAUCUUACUAUCGUUUACGGCUCCGUCAAUAGGCAACCUGGAGUCCCAUGCUGGAGACAAUUGGGCGUCAGGCUUUGUGGGGUGAAGAGGAUUCGACACGUUGGUGUGGAUGAGUGAUUGAAUGUUGGGCGCGUCGAACAUUAAUUUCUUACCCACCCAAAUGUCUAAAUACGAAGAAUGCUAGAUGCCUAUGUUGGUAGCUCCAUGAAUUCAGACGAAAUAUUGGAUUUUAUAUGUUUAUACUAUCUCCCGAUGACUUUUAGGGAUGAAUGAUAUAUGUAACAUU
Messenger RNA from Hypoxylon fragiforme, 2567 nucleotides. RefSeq lists its product as uncharacterized. Gene Ontology annotation, molecular function: acyltransferase activity, transferring groups other than amino-acyl groups. NCBI's taxonomy places the organism in Eukaryota, Fungi, Ascomycota, Sordariomycetes, Xylariales, Hypoxylaceae. Bases 723 to 2087 code for a protein of 454 amino acids. The record is from RefSeq and is a predicted model, not a curated record. The transcript has 2 exons.